GCACCAGUGGUGGGGGAUCUAACCUGUCGGAGCCGCUCCAGCCAGAAUGCGGGAGACCCUGUUCAAGGACAACUUUUGGACUACAGAUUUGAUCAGCACAGUUGGAUAUGACAGCAUCGUCCAACACCUCAACGAUGGCAGGAAAAACUGCAAGGAAUUUGAGGAUUUUUUGAAAGAAAGGGCUUCUAUUGAAGAAAGAUAUGGGAAGGAUCUGAUCAACUUAUCAAGGAAGAAGCCCUGCGGCCAGACAGAGCUGAACACCCUGAGAAGAGCCCUUGAGGUUUUUAAGCAACAGGUGGACACUGUCGGUCAGGGCCAUAUCCAGCUGGCCCAGAUGCUGCGAGAAGAAGCCAGGAAAAUGGAGGAUUUCAGGGAGAAGCAAAAGCUCCACCGUAAAAAGAUUGAGCUUGUAAUGGAUGCCAUUCAUAAAAACCGGAAUUUGCAACAUAAGAAGACCCUAGAUGCGAAGAGGCUGUACGAACAGCGCUGCCGGGACAAAGAUGAGGCGGAGCAGGCAGUCCACCGGAGCGCCAACCUGGUCACACCAAAGCAACAGGAAAAGCUGUUUGUAAAGUUGGCUCAGACAAAGACGGCCCUGGAGGAUUCAGAUAGAGUGUACCAGGCAAACAUCGGCGCCCUCGAGAAGAUCAGGGAAGAAUGGCAGAAUGAACACGUCAAGGCUUGUGAGUUCUUUGAGAGCCAAGAAUGUGAACGGAUAAACUACUUCCGGAACACGUUGUGGCUUCACGUCAACCAGCUCUCUCAGGUGUGCGUGAAGAAUGAUGAUAAUUACGAGGAGAUCCGGAAGAGCCUGGAACAGUGCAGCAUCGAGAAGGACAUUGAGUGUUUCGUGAACUUCCGCAGGACCGGCGCCCUCCCCCCAGCUCCAGUGCUCUAUGAAAAUUAUUAUAACACGCAGAAGAAUGCAGCGCCAGGAAGAAAUCAAGCCCCGGCACUCGGGAGGAGGCCAAAGUUACCCAUUCCUUCCAGCGGACCAAUGGAUCCCGAGUAUUCUACUGUGGAUGGUUACAGUUUAGUACAACAUCACUAAGCCUACAGAGGAUCUUGACGUUGUUUUGCCCAGCUCUACCUCCAUGAGGAAAGUGAAUAAGAAGCCAACUGCGUGUCAAAAGCUGUGCUCUCCCCCCCCCUUCUCUCUUCAUGAUUGUGGUUUCUCUUUCGGAUGGACUAAUUCUCCUUUUGAAAUGCAGGAUCAUCCAAAGAGAUCCUUCUUGGGCAAUAGAGGAUGUGCACAAAGCAGAAGAGCGAUAAAACUUGUGACUUUCUGGCAACGAACCCCACAGACUGAUUUUUAUUUUUCCUCUUUCCAUUUCAAGGAGGGCAGUUCGGAUGACGCGUUUCUCCACGGUGAUUUUAGAACUCCACGGUGGAGUUUUUACACCACCUUUGAGAAAUGUGUUGUCUGUUGGGAAAACUCCACGCAGAAUUUCCACGCUGUGCAGAGGAGAGUUCCUGCACAACCGUCAUGUUGUGUGGAGGGCUCUGUGGAGUUUUCCGUUGCGUUGCGUUGACUUUUCCCACUGGCUACAGAGUGCCCUGGCAAGAGGGCGAAAGGAGCGCGUGCCGCUCUAGGAUUGCUGCUGGGAUUGUUGGUUUUUUUUGCAGCAAUGGCUGAUGGGAUACUAUUGGGAGGACCGGGGGAGGAAAGAGGGCGGAGGAACUGUCAACCAAACGUCGUGAUGGAUUUUACUCAACUCCAUGGUAGCCCCACAGUCGCACAAUGGUGGAGUUAGAAGGUGUUGUGUGGGAAGCACCCCCUAGAAACUCAACCGCUGAGUGGAGUUUUCACACUGCGUUGACCUAACAUGUUGUCUGAACUGAGCCGGUGUCUUUGUGUUUAGAGUAUUAGGUUUGGAUAUGUGAAUCUUAAGCUCAGAUCCUCAAGUAGUGAUGAAACCUACUGGAGAUCCUUGUACAAGUUGCUGUUUCUCUGGCUGACCUACCUCACAGGGUUGUUGUGAGGGUAAAAUGAGAGAUUCCCAUUCUGUUGUCCUGAUGUCUUUGAAAGAAGCAUGAGAUAUCACUGUGAAAGGUAUGGGGAAAGAAAAGGGCAGGAAAGGCAUUUUUCUUUUCCUUUUCUUUUUUUUACUGUUGGUCCAAGGCCCUGCGAUAUCCAGAAUAGAAGGAUGGAAGGGAUUCUUAAGUAUUUUAAACAAAAAGUAUUAAUAACAAAUCAAUAAUUCGCCUGUACGUGAUUGAAAAUCAAUAUGUGGGAAUCAAGGGACAAGGUAAUUCGUCUUCUGCACUAUUACAGGGAUUCUGAACUCUGGUAAGGCAGAGCCCAGCUUCCUGGGCAUUUCUCCUUUGGUUAAAGGAGAUUUUUAGGCCUCAUGAUGGUUGCUAGUCCUCAUCGUUUUGAGAGAUGGAAAACGGGCGGACGCUGUUUCCCUAAGAAAAGGCCGGAGAUCCAG
Molecule: messenger RNA, 2432 nt
Organism: Elgaria multicarinata webbii
Lineage: Eukaryota; Metazoa; Chordata; Lepidosauria; Squamata; Anguidae
Gene: PSTPIP2
Product: proline-serine-threonine phosphatase interacting protein 2
Exons: 15
Coding region: 47-1051 (334 amino acids)
Biological process (GO): actin filament polymerization
Cellular component (GO): cytoplasm; actin filament; plasma membrane
Molecular function (GO): actin filament binding
Source: RefSeq, a predicted model, not a curated record